Molecule: messenger RNA, 612 nt
Organism: Poecile atricapillus (Black-capped chickadee)
Lineage: Eukaryota; Metazoa; Chordata; Aves; Passeriformes; Paridae
Product: natural resistance-associated macrophage protein 2-like
Exons: 6
Coding region: 142-597 (151 amino acids)
Biological process (GO): metal ion transport
Cellular component (GO): plasma membrane
Molecular function (GO): cadmium ion transmembrane transporter activity; manganese ion transmembrane transporter activity; iron ion transmembrane transporter activity
Source: RefSeq, a predicted model, not a curated record
GGCCCGCCCCGUGACGCGCUCGGUGCGCCGGGCUCGGCUCGCUCCGGCCAUGGAGCGGCGGCGGCGGCGGGGCCGGGGGCGGCCGGGGCCGCCAAUGUGUCCAGUUUAAAGCAGCUCCCAGAGCAGGGGAAGGGCUCCACCAUGGGAAACUUGGACAUGGAGCGGAAGGCGUCCUACGAGGAUGUGUCUGGGGAGCCUGGGGGUCUCGGGGGGGUGGUCAGCACCAUCUCCAGCAGCAGGAGCCCCCUGCAGCCCCCCGACACCGACCAGGGGGAGCCCUUCACCACCUACUUUGACAGCAAAAUCCCCAUCCCUGACGAUGAGACGCAUUCCUGCUUCAGCUUCCGCAAGCUGUGGGCGUUCACGGGGCCGGGCUUCCUGAUGAGCAUCGCUUACCUGGACCCCGGCAACAUCGAGUCUGACCUGCAGUCCGGGGCUGUGGCAGGCUUCAAGCUGCUGUGGGUGCUGCUGCUGGCCACCAUCAUCGGGCUGCUGCUGCAGCGGCUGGCGGCGCGCCUGGGCGUGGUGACGGGCUGCACCUGGCAGAGGUCUGCAACCGCCAGUACCACAAGCUGCCUCCCAGCACAGCAAUGCUAAAAUAAUCCCAAGGAA